UUUCCACUUUCCGCAUUGUUUCAAUUCCCACUCCAAUUAAUCUGUUGAUUUCCAUUUCAAUUCCCGAAAAGCAAGCAGUAAUUUCUGCAAAGUUUCUGAAAUAUAUCUCAUUCUUCUGUGAUCGAGUUGAUUCUGAGUCAAAGAUGAAGUAAAAAAGCGUAGCAAACAAGAAAGAUGAGUGUUUCAUUGACUGUAAUGACCUUUAAUCUCCUGGAAGAUCAGGCCGAGGACAGCCCUAAUUCAUGGGAUAAGAGGAAAGAUUUGUGCGUUACAGUCAUCACUAGCUAUUCUCCCAUCAUCCUCUGCACACAGCAAGGGGUGAAGUCACAAUUGGACUACCUGCAACAAUGCUUGCCUGGUUAUGCACAAUUUGGAAUUUCAAGAAAAGGACCUGAAGAUACUUCUGAUCACCACUGUACAAUCUUUUACGAAAAGGAAAAGGUCGAGGUUCUAGAAGGUGGAACCUUUUGGUUGUCCGAGUCACCUUCAGUUCCCGGGAGCAUGUCAUGGGGUUCUACGGAGCCGUGUAUAUCUACAUGGGCUACAUUCCAGCUUAAAGGUGUCGAGCCACCGGGCUUUUCGUUUCAGAUUGUGAAUACCAACAUGGAUGAAUUUAGUCCUCGCGCUCGCAGACGCGGUGCUUUACUCACCUGGCAGCACAUUGCUUCAUUGCCUCCGAACUUGCCUGUUUUGUACUGUGGAGGGUUCAACACACAAAAGGAAUCAACUACAGGCCGUUUUCUUCUUGGAAGAUCCAGGGAACAUGGUGUCGUUGGUGAUAUGAGGGACGCUUGGCCCAAUGCUCGUGUGAGGAAAAAUGUUUCCCUAAUUCGCACUUACCAUGGAUUCAAAGGUGAUAAACAGGGAGCUCUUGAAUUCUUGAAGCUGAUAUUUCGAGCUCUUUGUCUGUGCUGGGAUCGCCAGACUCAAGACCUGCACGUUGACUGGAUUCUCUUCAGAGGCAGGUCGUUGAUCCCCGUCUCGUGUGAGGUGGUGAGUGACAACGUCGAUGGCUACUACCCUUCGUCCCACUAUCCUAUAUUUGCUGAGUUUAUGCUUCCACGCUCAGUGAGGCUGACGGAGACACCUACUCAAGAUCAAAGCUAAGCUCUUAUUUUUGUGAAAUAAUUUGUGCAGAAGAUUUUGAUUGAAAUGGUGUGAAGUUCUUCUCAUGUUCUUGUUUUGCAUUGUUCUGAACAUUUUCUGUAUUGACAGCACCACAUAAUAAUUGAAAGAAGGAGUCGAAUUCUGUGAAAAUGGUUGUUAUUUGAAUCCUUGUAUUUGAGCAUGAAGAUUGAAUUGAAGGGUGUUAUUUUAA
Molecule: messenger RNA, 1318 nt
Organism: Salvia hispanica
Lineage: Eukaryota; Viridiplantae; Streptophyta; Magnoliopsida; Lamiales; Lamiaceae
Source: RefSeq, a predicted model, not a curated record